Molecule: messenger RNA, 1060 nt
Organism: Chenopodium quinoa (quinoa)
Lineage: Eukaryota; Viridiplantae; Streptophyta; Magnoliopsida; Caryophyllales; Amaranthaceae
Product: zinc transporter 1-like
Exons: 1
Coding region: 277-804 (175 amino acids)
Biological process (GO): zinc ion transmembrane transport
Cellular component (GO): plasma membrane
Molecular function (GO): zinc ion transmembrane transporter activity
Source: RefSeq, a predicted model, not a curated record
UCUUUAUUACUCUGACUAAUAUCAAAACAUCACUUCCCUAGUACAUUACUACAUUUACUUUAGUUUUCUCUAGCUAAGCUAGCUUAAUUAUUUUUCAUCAACAACAAAUUCUUUCAUCUAUAAAUACACAUUAGGGUUACGAACUUUAAUCAUAUACUGUACAAACUACAAAGUAUAUAUUUGUGACCUUCUCUCGACCACCUACACCAUCUUCUUCGAUCGAUUUCUUUUUAUUUCUUCCAUUGAAUUAAAGAGAGAAAAUUUUAGCAACUAUAUAUGUCGAUGGGGAAGAGAUCGUACUACCUUUUUAUCUACUCACUCUUAAUCCUCCUCUUCUCGGCCACUUUGGUGGCAGGUGAUUGCACUUGCGACCAUGAAGAAAUCACUAAAGACCAAAACUCGGACACAUUGAAAUAUAAACUUGGGGCUAUUUUCAUCAUUUUGGUGGCAAGUGCCCUCGGAGUAUGUCUCCCUAUAAUAGGAAAAAGUUUCCCAUCGUUACACCCCGAGAGUAAUUCAUUUUUCCGAGUAAAGACUUUCGCGGCAGGGGUAAUUUUGUCCACGGGGUUUAUUCACGUGUUACCCGAUGCCUUCGAAAGUCUUACUAGCCCUUGCCUGAAGGAGAAUCCGUGGGGGAAGUUCCCCUUUACCGGACUCGCCGCCAUGGUGGGGGCUCUAGGGAGUUUGAUGAUCGAUGCGUUCGCCACCGGGCACAAUCGUAGGGUCCACUUUGGGAAGGCGACCGUGGCGGCGGGUGUGGAUGAAGAGAUUAGUGGUGAUCACGCGGGGCAUGUGAUAUAUUAAAACUACUCUGUAGUUUUUUUUUUGAAGAAACUCCGUAGUUUAAUACUUAUAAAUAAUAAUUUUGAAAUAAGGGUGUAUGUACGUACAAUGUCAUACUGUCAUAGGGUCAGUUAGGCAGGGGGUUUAAUUAUUUAGGGAGAUAAGAGAGGCCGAAAGUACUUAAGGACAUAAUAACUUUCCAACUUGUCUUUAGUACUAUGAGUUAGAUAGCCAAUAUUUGUCAAUGAAAUAAUUGAAUGGGACAUUGCUAUAUCUA